AUGGAGAUGAGUGAGGAGAUUUAUGCAAAUGCAGAAGUUACAGCAGACAACAGAGCUGAUUCCAGUGACAGCGGGCCCUCUUAUGAAGAUGUUUAUGCGAAUAAGGACAAUUUGGAGACCCAGAGGACCGGAAGUUUCAAUCAAUCUGAUCACUCAGGAGGAGACACUGCAUGGAGCAGGUGUUACAGAGUGACUGCGGUGUGUGUGGUGCUGCUGUGUGUUCUCCUGCUGACUGCCGUCACGGUGCUGUGGAUCCGAUUCAACAACCUGACUACAGAAAACAACCAGUUACAGACCAGUUACAACAACCUGACUAAAGAGAGAUACCAGUUACAGAGCAGUUACAACACCCUGACUAUAGAGAGAGACCAGUUACAGACCAGUUACAACACCCUGACUAUAGAGAGAGACCAGUUGCAGAAGGUUAGAGAGGAACUCCAGAGGCUUUCUAAACAGGGAUUGAUUUAUUUUAGCUCCAGUGUUUACUACAUCUCUAUUGAGAAGAAGAGCUGGACUGAGAGCAGAGAGGACUGCAGAGAGAGAGGAGCAGACCUGGUGAUCAUAAACAACAAAGAGGAACAGGAGUUCAUCAGUAAAAUCCUGAGCAGAAGAAACUCUUGGAUUGGACUGAGUGACAGAGACACAGAGGACAAGUGGAAGUGGGUGGACGGUACACCGCUGAACACUGGGUUCUGGGGAAAAGGAGAACCCAACAGUUAUGCAGGAGAUGAGGACUGUGUUGUAAUUCAUGAUCACACUGAUCCUGUCUGGAACUGGUCUGAUUAUCCCUGUCAUUAUCAGAUCAUUUGGAUCUGUGAGAAGACAGUCGUUAGUGGCCUUCGCCGGGCUGUAGACAGGCAGAGCACCACCCCCAGUGGGAUUGAAACUCAGGGCGAUGUCCUCGGCGGGGCAGGAAUGCUGGGCGACGUCCCCGGCGGGGCUGGAACGCUGGGCAACGUCCCCAGCGGGGCUGGAACGCUGGGCAACGUCCCCAGCGGGGCAGGACAGUGGGACAGCUUCCUCGGUUGGGCUGGGACUCUUGGGCUGCAACCUCCUGCUGCCUGCAUUGCGCAGUGUAGUCCCCUGGCAGCGGGGAGCCCCAGUAGUUCGGGUAGCUCUGCUGCCUGCAUAGCGUGGUGUAGUCCACCUGCAGCGGGAAGCCCCAGUAAUCCAUGUAGCUCGGCUGCCCACGUAGCGCGGCGUAGCUCUCCGGCAGCGGGGGCAGGGGAACUUGCGCGGGUGGCGACGUGGCACGUGGCCCGGCUUGCUGCAACGGCUUCAGAAGGCGGUGGAUCUGAGCAAGUUGCUCGUCUAGCUGUUUGCUCUGUUCCCAGAAAGAUCUACGCCACUUCUCAAACUUGGCAGCUUCGGCCUGCUGCUUCCGCGUGGUGGGUGCAGUAUUCUGUUACAUUACAAGAGAUCAGGAUUACUGUUAAGAGAAGAAUGGAGAUGAGUGAGGAGAUUUAUGCAAAUGCAGAAGGUACAGCAGACGACGGAGCUGAUUCCAGUGACAGCGGGCCCUCUUAUGAAGAUGUUUAUGCGAAUGAGGACAAUUUGGAGACCCAGAGGACCGGAAGUUUCAAGCAAUCUGAUCGCUCAGGAGGAGACACUGCAUGGAGCAGGUGUUACAGAGUGACUGCAGUGUGUGUGGUACUGCUGUGUGUUCUCCUGCUGACUGCCGUCACGGUGCUGUGGAUCCAAUUCAACAACCUGACUACAGAAAACAACCAGUUACAGACCAGUUACAACAACCUGACUAUAGAGAGAGACCAGUUACAGACCAGUUACAACAACCUGACUGAAGAGAGAUACCAGUUACAGACCAGUUACAACACCCUGACUACAGAAAACAACCAGUUAAAGAUCAGUUACAACACCCUGACUAAAGAGAGAGACCAGUUACAGAGGGAGAGAGAUGGAUACCGGAGAGCACUUGAUCUGUGUUAUAAAGGGAGGUGUUUCAACUUCGACUCCAGUGUUUACUGCAUGUCUAAUGAGAAGAAGAACUGGGAGGAGAGCAGACAGGACUGCAGGGACAAAGGAGCAGACCUGGUGAUCAUAAACAGCAAGGAGGAACAGGUGUUCAUCAGUAAACAGCUGGGCAGCAGUCGUGCCUGGAUUGGUCUGAGUGACAGAGCUGUAGAGGGAGACUGGAAGUGGGUGGACAGUACACCACUGACCACUAAGUUCUGGGCUAGUGGAGAACCGAAUAAUGAAGGUGAUGAGGACUGUGCUGAGAUUUUCAGUUUAAAUGGGAACUUCUGGAAUGAUCAGAAAUGUUCUAAUAAUAAACACUGGAUCUGUGAGAGACGUGUUUCUCAGUGACGUGUAUCAUUUAAUAAUCAAAAGCACAUACACAAAUUGAACCAAUUAUAUAAAAAGUAUAAAAGACAGUAUUUGAUGAUGAUUGUGUUUCUGUUUCUUGUCAUGAAAAAUGAUUCAGGUUAAAAAACAACAUUUUAAAUAAAAAAUUUUAUAGAACAUCUGUGGCAUUACAGCGUGGUUCUUCCGUAAAGAAUAAACAGUACAUUUAGAGGAAAAUAAUCAGUGAUGGGGUGGUGUGAUGUCAUGGAGUCCAAGGAGUCAGAUGCAAGUGCAGAAUUUUUUAAAUAACAAAACAACUUAAAAAAAUAAUAAACCAGGCAAAGACUCAAAAAGGACCCAGGAACUAGAAUAACUAAAACAAGGAACUAGACUAAGGCAAGGUGAAGGAAAGGAAAGAAGAGAAAAAAAAAAAACGUUCACGGUGCAAACAUAACAUAACAUAACAUAACAGCAACCAUGCCAACUACGCACAAACACAACACUCCAUCACUAAAGAGGGAAAAACACAGAACUUAAAUUGGGAUCUAAUUAGGGGAAACACAACACAGGUGAGCACAAUCAAGUAGAAAUUCAUAAAAUGAGUGAGGGCACCCUCUGGUGGUCUGGGGAGGAAUUGUCCAUGGUGGACAUGACAGAUGUGGCCUGAUACAAAGUAGAGUUACUGUUCCCACCCUGAUUAUUUUCCUAAAACCGCACAUCCUGAAGUGUUUUAUUCCUCUUAUACCACAACAAUAGAAUGUCAACUCUAAAUGUCCUUUUUUAUCUUUUCACAGUUACUUCUAAUGUUGUGGAAUGUCUACAGAAAAAAUAUAUUAUUCCUGUUAUCACAUCGGUUCUAGCAGCUACGCAAUAUGGCCAAAUGUUUGUGGACACCUGACCAUAGCAGUCAUAUGUGCUUGUUGAACAUCCGAUUCCA
Messenger RNA from Ictalurus furcatus (blue catfish), 3241 nucleotides. RefSeq lists its product as uncharacterized. Gene Ontology annotation, biological process: biological process involved in interspecies interaction between organisms. Bases 1 to 2325 code for a protein of 774 amino acids. The transcript is spliced from 12 exons. Lineage: Eukaryota; Metazoa; Chordata; Actinopteri; Siluriformes; Ictaluridae. Gene Ontology annotation, cellular component: external side of plasma membrane. Gene Ontology annotation, molecular function: fucose binding; D-mannose binding. The record is from RefSeq and is a predicted model, not a curated record.